CAGUCUGUGAGAUCGAGCUGUCUGUCCGAGGACCACCAAUCGUCCACGAGCGGCUUGUUCUUCAGGGCGUUGGCCUUGCACUGGUGCUCGCCGCGUCCGAUACCAUCGCAGGUCCUGCGAUGCACCUCCGUCAGGUCGAGGUUGCCGUCGGCUCCUCUGGCCGUCCCGUCCAAUCUUUUACGAAAGGCCGUCACGUAAAUUCUGCACGCUUCACACGGCGGCAACUUGGCCGCUUUGCUGGCCGCCUCUUCGUCCUUUCUAGUGGCGCAAUGCGACGGCACCGCAAGUGCCAACACACAAAGGGCAAAGGUCACUGAUUUCAUAAUCAUUUUGAGCACAGAUAACAAUUUUAGAACGAUUAUAUUGCAAAUUAUGUCAGUGGCUCUGCGGGUACCGAAACGAAACUAGCACCAAAAUACCCCCUGUAGCCGUUUCCCAGCUGACAGGGUUGUUUUUGAGUUCAAGGUUCAAAGUUCAAAAUGAAAACCGGUAUUUAUUUUGAAAUCUAGAAGUUUUUUACUGAAGGAACUCGUAUUUAAUACAGGAAAAACUUGAAAUAAUCAGACAAAAUUUAAUUAUAACGCAUAUACUUUACUUUUGCUGAUAAUUUUAAUUUUACAUUUUAUUUCAUCAAAAUGCAAAAGUAAUAUAACCGGUUAGUUCAUUUUCCUGUUAAUUGUCAUAAGAUGGGGCGUGGUCGCUACUCGCUGUGUAUGAAAGAAAACAAAUUUAGAGCGGCACUUUCAACCCCUCGAAUUCCAAAAUAAUUAAGCCAACUUUGUUUUACUGGCAGCAAUUUAAGAAAAAUUGUGGAUUAAACUUGCAAAGUUAAAAAUGUCAGCAAAGAGCUUGCCUCCGGAACAACAAAACCUACUUGAUAUGGCCAUAAAUUCUUCAAAAAAGCGAUUUGAAGAACAGGAAAGGGACAAAAAUACAGUCAUAUUUGCAGGAACAAAAGGCGGUGGAAAAUCAACAUUGAUUAAUAUUUUGCUGGAUCGGAACGAACUGACAAAACCUACACUGGCAAUGGAUUAUUGUUUUGGCCGCCGAUCUGGCCGUUCACUGUGGAGUGAGGUUUGCCACAUAUUCGAGCUGGGUGGUGGUACCAUGUACACAGAUCUCCUCACAGCACCGAUAUCAACCGCUAACUUGGCGCACUUGACGUUAGUUUUGGUUCUGGAUUUGUCGAGGCCUAGUGAGAUUUGGGACACCAUGGAAAACAUUACAACUACGGUCAGGUCCUUGGUAAUGACAGCAGCUCAGACCGAGAACAAAGCAAGCCAGUUGAAGGAUAUGGCCAAAUUGAGAUUAGGAGAAAAUUGUGUGGAUGAGCCAUUUAUUGAACCAUUUCCAAUACCUUUGGUGAUUGUAGGUGUUAAAUAUGACAUUUUCCAAGACUUUGAAACUGAAAAGAAGAAGGUAAUUUGUCGCUGUCUAAGAUUUGCUGCUCUUUCUCUUGGUGCCUCGUUGUAUUUUAGCACCACCAAGGAUAGUGCAGUUGUGAAACGAAUUAAAGAAGAUUUGCUCCACAAGUCCUUUGAUUCACAUGCGUCAAAAAAUGUUUGCCAGGAUGUAUCUAAACCUCUUGCUAUUCCCUGUGGAAUCGACACUGUGCAGCUGAUCGGAGGACCAGGAACGACUGUGACUUUCAAAAACUCUGCAAUUGCUAUUUCUCGGUGGAAGCAAACAUGUUUGGCACUUUAUCCAUCUGACAACUCGGCACCGGUAUCUUUGGAUGUCGACCCAGCUAAGGACCCUAACUACUUGGAACCAGACGUCGAUCAACUCCGAGAGCAAAAAGAUCAGGAACUUAACAAGUACAGGCUGCAUAUGGCUAAUGAAAGAGGGAAAAAUCAGAAGAAGAAAUUGUGAGAAAAAAAACAUUGUGAAAUGAAAUUUGUUUCGUCUGUAAUCUGUAAAAGUGUAAAGUGAUCUCAUUUAUAUAUUUAUUAUUAAAUUUAGUUACAGGAAAAAAGAAAGAAAGAUGAUUGCAUAUUCUAAAUUCUUGAUUUCAAAAGUUUAAAUAAAUUACACAAUACUAUUGUGGAGCUAAAAAUU
Neocloeon triangulifer is the source of this 2058-nucleotide messenger RNA. Its product is annotated as cytoplasmic dynein 2 light intermediate chain 1. Gene Ontology annotation, cellular component: ciliary basal body; cytoplasmic dynein complex; axoneme. The coding region runs from base 835 to 1872 and encodes 345 amino acids. Gene Ontology annotation, biological process: intraciliary retrograde transport; intraciliary transport involved in cilium assembly. Gene Ontology annotation, molecular function: dynein heavy chain binding. NCBI's taxonomy places the organism in Eukaryota, Metazoa, Arthropoda, Insecta, Ephemeroptera, Baetidae. The record is from RefSeq and is a predicted model, not a curated record. The transcript has 7 exons.